AUGUGCCCUCACUCUACGCCAUUUAGACUUUGGACUAUUGGAUUUUCUUUCUAUCUGCUAGCUACCUAUCGAUUACUACUGGUAUGGAUCAGUACGAGGAUGCCUCACUGAAGACCCUCGGGAGUAUCAUCCCCUUCGCAAUACUAGCUUUCAUCGCCGUCAUCCUCCGUUUUUAUGCGCGACGACUUGUGCGCGCCGAAUGGGCUAGGGAUGAUUGGACUUCUCUACUUGCGCUGUUUCCAACUCUCGGUUGCUUUAUUCUGUCCUGUCUCAUGGUCAAAUAUGGCUCCGGAAAGCACGUUCGUGUUGUAUCACCAGCAAAUUUUGAGCCGUAUCUACAAUGCCUCUUUGCCUACGAGCUAAUAUACGCACACGCUAUACUAUUCAUUAAGACAUCAGUAUUAAUGCUAUACACGCGGAUAUUCUCAACACGUAAAUUCAAGCUCGUCGUAAUGGUCGUACAGGCUGUCAUAGUAGCCUGGUACCUAGCCGUUGUCUUCGUCUCAAUCUUCUCAUGCAAUCCAACUCGGGGCUUUUGGGACAAGACUCUGGUACCUCCGGCCAAGUGUGUCAGCUCAAAGAAGUUCUUUGUUGGAAAUGCGAUUCCAAAUAUCGUAACAGAUGUCGUAAUCCUAGCGCUUCCAAUUAACACCGUAUUCGGUCUUCAACUUCGAACAACGCAGAAACUCUCUAUAUGCUUUACAUUCCUACUUGGUAUCUUCGUUACUGUGUCUAGCGCGGUUCGUCUCGUCGCGCAGUUCCGAGUGGACGAACCGGACUUCACUUGGGCCAUGAACGAUACAGUAAUUUGGACGUCGAUCGAGCCUUCCUUGGGACUCAUCUGUGCUUGUCUUCCUACAAUGAGACCAUUAUUGAAUAGCUUCACCCAAGCAAGCGAGAAACGCUCGCGUCGAACCACUUCUUAUGCCUUGUCUGAACGUUCUAACCCUCCCCAGGGCUCGAUAACAAGGAAUGGCCGUGGAACAUGGCCUCUUCAAACCACAGAAUCUAGGUCUGAUUUAGGUCGAUCGGAAACUAGGAGUAAGAUUGUUGUAGAUACCCGAAUCGAUAUUGAGAGUAGUACGGAGGAUACCAGGCAAAUACUUCAUAGAGUUGUUUAGGUUGCUUUAAAUUCUUUGCUAACACUGCCAGAGAAAAACAUUGUAUAUCACGAUGACUGUAC
Messenger RNA from Pseudovirgaria hyperparasitica, 1183 nucleotides. RefSeq lists its product as uncharacterized. The record is from RefSeq and is a predicted model, not a curated record. The transcript has 3 exons. The coding region runs from base 84 to 1121 and encodes 345 amino acids. NCBI's taxonomy places the organism in Eukaryota, Fungi, Ascomycota, Dothideomycetes, Acrospermales, Acrospermaceae.